CCCGCCAUUUUAAGUUUACAGAGGUUGCGAACAUCCGCAUUGUACUAGUUGACGCACUGCGUUUCGGUUAAGUCGGUAGGAUUUUCUUAACGUGCAUACACGGAAACCAUAACAAGUGAGCCCACCAGGCCUGUAUGUAUAGAACGGCUCCACUUAAAUUCGAUGGUGUAAUUUGUCUUUGGACGUUGGAUGAGUGAAGGUGAAAAAUGACGCAGUUUUUACCCCCGAACCUUUUGGCCCUCUUUGCCCCGCGGGACCCAAUCCCCUUUCUGCCUCAACUGGAGAAGUUGCCGCACGAGAAGCACCACAACCAACCUUACUGUGGCAUCGCCCCGUUUAUCAGGCACUUUGAGGAUCCUAGAGAUGCCCCUCCACCCACAAGGGCAGAGACCCGUGAAGAACGGUUAGAGAGAAAGAGGAGAGAGAAAAUUGAAAGGAGACAAACGGUGGUGGAGACUGAACUGAAACUCUGGGACCCUCAUAAUGACCCAAAUGCACAAGGGGAUGCCUUCAAGACGUUGUUUGUUGCAAGAGUGAACUACGAUACUACAGAAUCCAAGCUUCGCCGUGAGUUUGAAGUCUAUGGCCCCAUUAAGCGGAUCUACAUCGUCUACAACAAAAGGACGGGGAAGCCUCGUGGGUAUGCCUUCAUUGAGUACGAGCACGAGCGUGACAUGCACUCCGCCUACAAGCACGCCGAUGGGAAGAAGAUCGAUGGCAGGAGAGUGCUGGUGGAUGUUGAACGAGGACGCACUGUCAAAGGAUGGCACCCUCGUAGACUAGGCGGAGGUUUAGGAGGGACCAGAAGAGGUGGUGCAGAUGUCAACAUCAAGCACUCGGGCAGAGAUGAUGCAUCUCGCUACGAUGAUCGCCCCCUGGGAGGCGACCGUGAUCGCGGAGAGCGUAGGGAGCGUAGUCGUGACAAGGAGAGAGAGCGUCGGAGGUCCCGGUCCCGCGAACGCCGCCGCCGCACCCGUUCUCGCGAGCGCGAAAGGGAGCGAGAGAGGCAGCCGGCACCAGGGGAGGAUGUUGCCGCUAGUGGUCGGCGUCGAGACAGGGAGCGCGAGCGUGUGGCACCGCCUGGGGGAGACAGCAGGAGUAGAGAAAGGAGUAGAGAUCGGGACCGGAAGAGGAGGAGCAGAAGUCGGGAUCGCAAGCGCGAGCGCGAGAGAGGCAAGGGGCCUGAAGGAGAGGAUGUCAGCCAGGGAGAAGGGGCCCCUGGUGGCCCCGAGGGCGGCGAGCGUGUACCAGAAGAAGCCGACGGAGAAGCAGGUGAGGGUGCGGAGGAGCGCAGGGACAGAGAAAAGGAUAGGGACCGCAGACGCAGCCAUAGGGACAGAGACAGGCGUAGGGGGGACAGGGACCGGGACCGGGACAGGGAUCACAAGAGGGAGCGGGGAGAACGAGAGAGGGGUGAGCGCAGGGAGGAGCGUCACAGCUCCUUGCGAGAAGACAUGGGCCCUCAAGAUGAAAUGGCCAACGAGGAGGGAGAAGAAGCGCCCAACAUGGAGGAGUACAGUCAAGAUGGAAUGACGGACCAGCAGUCUGUGCCCGAUGAAUAUGCUUCUGGUGAGAAUGGCUACAAGAUGGAGACAACAACUGGAGAUGAGUACUAACUUAGACCCGCCCCCACAAACUCGCUCGUAAAAAUGUUUCCCAUUCUACUGUUCUGUGAGCCCAAAUUUACGCUUCGCUCUGCCUUCCUCUCAACAAGAAAUGAUACCGUUUGUUGCACAUGACGACGUUCCCAAUGUGGAUUUGCCCAUCAGUCUCGUUUUAAGCAAUUCAAACUCUUCCUUUUGUCUUGGUUUGAGGAAGGUGCUCUGCAGCCCAAAACGCGAGCGGUCCCAUUUUAUUUCCAGCUUUAUUAAGCGUUUGAUUCUAAGUCCAGUUGGUUACAGAUGCUUUAUGUUUAGAGUUUGUGAAAUUUGAAGGUAAUUGUGACAAUUUAGUUGUUUCAAGCUCAAUUAAAAUUUUUUUUAAAUUAUA
Phyllopteryx taeniolatus (common seadragon) is the source of this 1989-nucleotide messenger RNA. RefSeq names its product small nuclear ribonucleoprotein 70 (U1) (gene snrnp70). Gene Ontology annotation, biological process: mRNA splicing, via spliceosome. NCBI's taxonomy places the organism in Eukaryota, Metazoa, Chordata, Actinopteri, Syngnathiformes, Syngnathidae. The coding region runs from base 207 to 1616 and encodes 469 amino acids. The record is from RefSeq and is a predicted model, not a curated record. The transcript is spliced from 10 exons. Gene Ontology annotation, molecular function: U1 snRNA binding; mRNA binding. Gene Ontology annotation, cellular component: U1 snRNP; U2-type prespliceosome; precatalytic spliceosome.